Messenger RNA from Hippocampus comes (tiger tail seahorse), 1080 nucleotides. It is a transcript of the gene cyb561a3a, whose product is annotated as cytochrome b561 family, member A3a. Gene Ontology annotation, cellular component: lysosomal membrane. Gene Ontology annotation, molecular function: oxidoreductase activity. The record is from RefSeq and is a predicted model, not a curated record. The transcript has 6 exons. Lineage: Eukaryota; Metazoa; Chordata; Actinopteri; Syngnathiformes; Syngnathidae. The coding region runs from base 245 to 1012 and encodes 255 amino acids.
UUGCGCGACCAAUAAGGAAAUGACCUAUGGUUGCAAUGGAGUUGACGCAGCUCCAAGUCUCGGCUUGGAGAUUUUAGUUUGUAUCGAAGUUUUCCUGAACAAGUGUCAUCUGGACGCAUCUACAAUACUUAGAUAUUAUUAUUUACUUGCAGUCACUCGGGUGGUAGCAUAAACUAAGGUUAACGAGGUCUUUCGUUAGGUACGUGACUGCUGAAGGAGAAACCAUCCACGUUUUGCGAUAUUGAUGAAGUGUUCAAGUGUCUCCAGGAUGAGGUCCAUUACCUGCUUCAACAUAUGGUAUUUUCUGUGCUUGGGCUUGGGUCUGGCCUGCGUGGCGUGUGUGUGUUUCUGGAACAGCCAGUGGCGUGGUGGUUUCGCCUGGGACGGCUCUUCCCGUCAGUUCAACUGGCACCCGGUCCUGAUGGUAACUGGUAUGCUGGUGUUGUACGGCAAUGGAGCUGUGUUGUACCGUGUCCCCUUGACGUGGGGAGAGAAUAAACUUCCUUGGAAAUUGCUGCAUGCUGCACUGAUGCUCCUCGCGCUGAUACUUUCAGUUAUUGGACUUUGUGCUGUGUUCGGCAAUCACAAUGCCUCAAACAUCCCCAAUUUGUACUCCCUGCACAGCUGGAUUGGAAUCAUCACCACAGUUCUUUUUGCUGCACAGUGGGCUGCAGGGAUGGCCGUCUUCCUCCUUCCCUGGUCCCCUGAUUCAUUGCGCAAACUCCUGAAACCCCAACAUGUCUGGAUGGGAGGCAGCUUAAUGACACUUGGCAUUGGGGCCUGUAUUUCAGGCAUUAACGAAAAACUCUUCUUUGUCCUGAAGGGAAAUACCAGUGGGUCUCAGCCGUAUUCUCAACUUCCCACUGAGGCCUUGUUGGGAAAUUCAUUAGGAGUCUUGAUGAUAGCUUUUGGUUUAGUUGUCCUUAAGAUUUUGUCCACUCGUGAGUGGCAAAAGCCAGAAAGCCAGCCUGCAGACAUCACCUACACGCCUUUGCUUCAAGAAGGAAGUUAAUCAUGGAAAUUGCUCUCCAUCAUUGUCAAAGCCAGAUUGGACAAUUCAACGGAACCAAAGAUGACGUU